Molecule: messenger RNA, 639 nt
Organism: Paracoccidioides lutzii Pb01
Exons: 1
Coding region: 1-639 (212 amino acids)
Source: RefSeq, a predicted model, not a curated record
AUGCCUGCAUCCAGUGUAGUUCCAACACUUUCUCCACCAUCGUCUUCAGCGGUGUCCAUUUCCCUGUCGGAAUCCGUUAGUACUAGUGCUGGGGACAGGCUGCCUCUUCAACAUAUCCUCGAUAAUGACAGAAACGGAAACCUCACUGCCCCAACUGGGGCCUCCAGUACAGGAAGAGAACACAACUGCUUCUUCCACAUUCUCGACUGCAAAAAAACCUUCGUUGAUCAUAGCGAGUGGAAAAUACAUGUGCUGAGCCACUUCCGAACAUCCUCACCACCCACCACAGCUCAAUGUCCAGCCUGUUCAUAUUCGACUUCAGACCCACGCCAUAGUGUCGCCUGGCGAACAAUGCUCACACACCUGGCCGGCGAACAUCUCAAGCAUGGAUACCCGAUCCACAACUCGAACCCGAGCUUCGCUACCAUGCGGCACAUGUACUGCUCUGGCAUCAUUGAGAAGGAAGAUCUAUGCCUCCUGCAGCUCGUGGCAGCUCCCGGACGGCCAGGCUAUGACUCAAGAAUGGAUUCGGUGAGAGCUAAUAUCGGCUCAUCGGAUGACGCAUAUUUGAUCUAUGCGAACCCUCGACGAGAGCGAAGAAUAAGAGGAAGGAGACCUCCCCGUGUUAUCGUUGUUUAA